UUUUAUUGUGAAGACGGCACGCUUGACUUCCGCAUGUAAAGGGUUAUAGUUGUAAUUUUGUUAACGGAUCUAACCUGCUGAAGAGGAGGAACACUAUCAUCUGAGGACGAACAUGGAAUAAACAUGGCCCACAAUAGAGGACAUUUCUUGGACGCUCUGGAAAGAUCCGAGGCUCGUCCUGAUGGUGGUUUCAAGCGCAAUGGAAGCUUCUGUCAGUCUGGAGACAGCGAGGAAGAAGAGAAACAUAAUCUUUUCAGGACCAAUGUGGAGAGCACGCAGGACACGGACAAACAAAUUUGUGCAUCCUCGAAUGUGAAAAAGUGUCCCUCUUUGAAGCGCUGGACUCCAGGGGAACCCCUGAGGACUUAUAAAAACCGCUCCAGCAGUCACAUGAGGUCUCAUUCUCCCAAAAGGCUCAGUACAGCGACGUCCCCCCCCAUGCCCAGCAGAACCAACUAUUUCAUCUUCAGCCCCGCCACUUCACAAGGAGUGGUCCUGCAGGGGCGCCACUUUCAGCACGCACAAAUGAACUCUGCCACAAGGAAACCUGUCCAAAGCAGUCUGGAUGUGACACAAAGGAACAACUUGACCUCCACGCCGCAGGCACUUGAAGUGGACAACAUCGUGCUCACCUGUCCUGACACGGCAGGAGGCGAGAGCUUGAACAUCAAACGUCGCGUCCAACAAAGGAGGAAACCGUUGGAGAGCUCUAUAGGUUUCCCUUCCCAGGUGGAAGACAACCAGACGUUGAGCACCUACCAAACCGUGUGUGGAAAGUGCAGCAUGCCGUGUGAAGACGGCACUAAGUGUCACAAGUGCGGCAACAGUCCGGCUUGUCUGCCCUGUCAGCAGGGGACGCUGUCUUUGCCGUACCCCCGACCACCAAUCCGAUCUCGACCCCCCUCCGCGCCCAGCAGCGGCCUGCAACAAAACUUCUACAAACCAUCGGCUUGCAGCAACAGACCUGUUCGGGCUGCCAGCGUCAACGGCCCAACUCCUCGGUCUGCCGCCACUUCCGGCUGCUACGACGUAUGGAACCCACCCGGACGGAGGCGGAAGAGUGCAGCCCAGCACGACCUAGAUGAUCCCAUUGUCUUGUCCAGCGAUGACGAGAUGGACAACGCUAGCACAGGAAGUGUGAACAGGCUUGACAGCAUCUCCCCGCAACCUGCAGACUCGGCACACUCUUCUCCUGCACCCUCUUGUGGCAGAGUGGAGGCGGCUGUAAAAAGCUGCAGCGAGCAGGAGGAGCUCAGUGCCGAGUUCUUCGAAGACGUCAACCUGAAGAUCAUGAUACCACGAGGACCCAUUAUAAAAGACCAGUUGCAGACGCAGCUGUGUUCUCCCAGAAGCAAGCGCUCUAAAGUGGAGUCCAGCAAGUGUGACAGCAUCAUCCUGCAGUGUCGCAGUGUACGAGUGGGAACGCUGCGUAGGAUGGUGAAGAAGCCUGUCAUCUUUUCUGUGGAGCGCAUUCAGCUUGAAAUGGAAGGAGCCGAGCAGGACACUACAGAGAAGGUGGACCUUCAGGCCUCGGAGCUGAUCAGCUGUGAAUGGUGCAGCGUACGCAAGCUUCCCGUCUUAUUCUUCCAGACCACAUCUGAGGAGUGCGCCCGCCUUCGCACACAGCUCAACAUGUCGCAGGAGUGCGGCGGCCAGUGGUACGACUGUGCCGGAGAACACUGUGACGAGAAGUACAUUGUCCUCAUCUUUGUGGACGGCCUGGAGAUGAAGGAGCAGAUGAUCCUGGAAGAAAUCUUGGGCGAGAUUGGUAGGAAAAACAACUGCAGCAAUUUCCCCGGGAAGCUGCCCUUUGAGGAGGCCAACACUCGCCUGGUCAACUUCAACAAGACAUCCAAGCAGAAGGAGUUAAAGGUUGUCCAAUAUCAACAGGUCAGCCGGAUGUGUCUUCCGGCGCCCACCCACGUGGCCUUCCGUACGCGUACGGCCGCCCGCCGACAAAGUAGCACCUUUUUUGACGAUGAAGACGAGGACAUGGCCGACCUCCAGCCCACUUUUUCUGGGUUGGUGGUGAAGCUGAUGGUGUACCCCCCACCCCCUGCCAAAGGAGGCAUAUCGGUGACGAACGAGGACCUCCACUGCCUCAGCGAUGGGGAAUUCCUCAACGAUGUUAUCAUCGACUUUUAUUUAAAAUAUUUAGUUCUGGAAAAGUUGAAAAAGGAAGACGCUCAAAGAAUCCACGUGUUCAGCUCCUUCUUUUACAAGCGACUGAACCAGAGGGAGAGAAGGAACCUUCCAGAAACUACCAGCCUUCCGAUCCACAAGAGACGGCACAACAGGGUGAAGACGUGGACACGACAUGUAGAUCUGUUCCAGAAGGACUUCAUCUUUGUUCCCAUCAACGAGUCGUCGCACUGGUACCUGGCAGUCAUAUGCUUCCCUGGCGUUAACCCUCCACUGCACGAGCCUGGCUCCGCCACCCCCACUAGUAACCGGCAAUUAGAGGACGUACCGGAUCACUGCUGUCCGCUGUCCCCAAACACUGAUUUGCUAGACGGGCAAUCGGAGGACUCUCGCUCUGAUGUCCUAUUCCCACUCGACAAGCAAGCGGUGUCUGGGGUUUCCAGCACUGCCCCCAAGGGGCCUGAACCACAAUACCUCAGUGAGUUGCACAGAAUCAGUGUUAGUUACACAGGCGAGCACGCUUCCACCUGCUCUGAUGACCAAAGCUCCAGUCAGGAUGAGUGCAGUGAUGACGGCACGCCAACAGAAGACGCCCUCGCCGCCAACCCCUCCUCGCCUUUAAAAGCCGACUUGUGCAAACAACCUUGUAUCCUGAUUAUGGACUCCCUGCGUGGUCCUACUCGCUCCACAGUGGUCAGAACUCUACGAGAGUACUUGCAGGUGGAGUGGGAGGCGCGCAAAGGCAGCCAUCGCUCGUUUGGGAAGGACGUAAUGAAGGGUUCCAGUCCUCGUGUACCUCAGCAGGACAACUUCAGUGACUGUGGCGUUUACAUCCUGCAGUAUGUGGAGAGCUUCUUCCAGAAUCCCAUUGCUAGCUUCCAUCUACCCAUCAACCUGUUGGACUGGUUCCCUCAGCAGAGGAUGAAGACCAAGCGUGAGGAGAUCAGGAGUCUGAUCUUACACAUCCAAGAACGACAGGAAGUGGACAAGAAGGAGUUGGAUGCUUUGUCCGCUUCCUCUGAAGAGCCGGAAAUUAAAGAGACUGAUGGAUCUCCUGGUGGAACUGUUGAUGGUCAAACACACUUUCCUGUAACCCCCUGAACUUUGUUGGACUGAAUGCUGCUGAGAUGCUGCUGCACUCAAUCCAUUCUCCACCUUUAACUCUUUCCAAUAAACGUCAAGUGCAAAUAUGUCCUCCUGCCUUUUCCUCACGUCACCUGUUUUCACAAGAAAAGUCUUUACUCUGUCUGUGUUUGUGUCCGUGUGUGUGUCUGUGUAAGUGCCUGUCUUGCGAGCGUGCCUGCGUUUUGCAAGAGUGCAGUGUUAUUAAAAGUAUGCAAAAAUA
Messenger RNA from Nerophis ophidion (straightnose pipefish), 3487 nucleotides. RefSeq names its product SUMO specific peptidase 6a (gene senp6a). Gene Ontology annotation, molecular function: SUMO-specific endopeptidase activity. The transcript has 24 exons. Lineage: Eukaryota; Metazoa; Chordata; Actinopteri; Syngnathiformes; Syngnathidae. Bases 124 to 3243 code for a protein of 1039 amino acids. Gene Ontology annotation, cellular component: nucleus; cytoplasm. Gene Ontology annotation, biological process: protein desumoylation; regulation of kinetochore assembly; regulation of spindle assembly. The record is from RefSeq and is a predicted model, not a curated record.